AUGAUUUACGAGGGGACCACAAAUUCAUCCUACGGGGAAAUCUCAAAAACCAUUUUCAUCGUGAACCGUGCCUUUGAACAUCAGUUUGAGCCGUGUUUCAUCUUCUUUGUUGAAUAAAACCUGCGAUUAUCAGCAAAACUUCUAUCAUACAGUACCUACUUUCCGUACAGUAAUCUGAGUACAACUCGUCCGAUAGGGAAACAAUGUCGCUUGCUUGGGCACGGUCGGUUAUACAUUCCCCUUCUUUGGCACAAACAUAAAUCAAGAAACACUGGCAAACAUCCACCCAAGUAUGUGCAUACCCGCAUAUCCAUCUAUGCGAUAAAAUCGGACCCUAGAGAGGAGAAGCCAGUUAGAUCCAUUCACAUGGCUCUAUCCUUACUGCUACCCGGGAAUGCAUUUACUCAAAACACAUACUUCCAAAAGUAUGAUGCCCUCAGAGACAGAGGUUCGCUUGGUUAUGGACAAAGACUAGACGAAUAUGCAACAAAAUUCGAACUUGAAGCGCUCAGUGCUUAGGGCUCGUACUCGUAAACGAAUGUUUUACCGAAUUUUACCCGAAAAAUAUGUAUACAAAACAAUGCGACAAUCAACAAAAUGAUCGGUCACGGACGUCNAACGGCCCCGUUCUGUAUUGUAAGAGUUAGAAUUGUUGUAAGAGUGAGAAUGUUAGUUCGAGGGUCAUUCUUUUAUUUGUUUCUUCUUAUUGUUCGAGGGUCAUUCUUUUAUUUGUUUCUUCUUAUUGCUCGAGGGUCAUUCUUUGAUUUUGCUCCUUCUUACUGUACUUCUUACCACAUCCGACAUGCGGACGGCGGUCAUGUUUACUAUUGCAUUCUUUCCCACCGGCCGCGCCCUGGUCUGUUAUCUCCGCGAUUUCCUUCCGAAUGCCAUUCGCCUCUAAGGCUUACACUGCUUAUAUCUGAUAAUUUUGUCUGCCCUGCUCGCCCGUCUCACAACAUUCCAUCUCACGUUCCCUUCUCAGCUUAUGUUGAGCUUCAUCAGCGCAAACUAUGCAGGCGUAUAAUACGGUAA
Messenger RNA from Haemonchus placei, 1032 nucleotides. The record is from the annotation of a GenBank genome assembly. NCBI's taxonomy places the organism in Eukaryota, Metazoa, Nematoda, Chromadorea, Rhabditida, Trichostrongylidae.